Cynara cardunculus var. scolymus (artichoke) is the source of this 1001-nucleotide messenger RNA. Its product is annotated as dof zinc finger protein DOF1.7-like. The transcript has a single exon. The record is from RefSeq and is a predicted model, not a curated record. The coding region runs from base 190 to 834 and encodes 214 amino acids. Gene Ontology annotation, biological process: regulation of DNA-templated transcription. Gene Ontology annotation, molecular function: DNA-binding transcription factor activity; DNA binding. Lineage: Eukaryota; Viridiplantae; Streptophyta; Magnoliopsida; Asterales; Asteraceae.
UUCCGACGUGUGACAGCGACCGGCGGCGGCGGUGGUGGUGGUGGUCGUCGUUUUCACGCGGACUCUCGUAUCAUCAUCGUCGAUCCCACCAAAUAUCUUCAUCAUCUUAAUGCCGAAUCUCCCCAAAAUAUCUUUGACCUUUCUCUCAUCCUCACACUCCAAUCAAAACCCCCCAAUUUCAUCAUCCAAAUGCAUCAUCAACCCUUUUCAUCUCAAAUUAUGAGUAUGAACCCUCAAUUUCCAGAAAACGAGCAUCUCAAUUGCCCUAGAUGCGAUUCCAGUAACACCAAAUUCUGUUAUUACAAUAACUACAAUCUCUUACAGCCUCGCCAUUUCUGUAAGAAUUGUCGACGUUAUUGGACCAAAGGCGGAACUCUCCGUAACAUCCCCGUCGGCGGCGGAACUCGUAAAAUCAACAAACGAUCUCCGAUCUCCAGCAAACGACCAGCUGAUUCUUCGCCUCCUACUUCACCGGCGACCACUCCACCGCCACCGUCAGCGUCAGGUGAAUCGGAGACGGAACGCUCGGGGAUUUUCAGUUAUGGUAAUAAUCAGAGGAAAUUGGAUGGUGGAAGUUUCAAUUUGAUGAUGAGAUCGAAUCACAGGAUGCAAUACGGGAGUUUUGUAGAUGGUUUGAGAUCGAAUUUGGGCGGUGGAUCUGAAGAGGAUGGUUUGAUCGGAACUCCGGCGAGUGACGUGUACCAGAAAAAGCAUUUGAGUUUGAACGAUGAAGGCGGAAGUGGUGGCGGAAGAGAAGAAUCGAGCGGUUGGAACGGUGGUGGGAAUGGGUGGCCGAAUCUUUCCAUUUUCACACCAGGUUCCAACCUCCAUUAGAGCUUAAUUUUUAAUAAUUUAUUAAAAAUAUAUAUAAAUCAUUAAAUAUUUUUGCUAAAUUAAUUUUGUUAUUUUAUGUACUUUUUACUUCUUAUUAUAACUGUGGGUAUCUGGAUCAGCUUAUCUGUACUGAAUAAUCUUUCGAAUGAUCACGGAUGGUUUGAAAA